AUGACCGUCGUUAGCCUCGUAGCCGCCGUCAUCUUUACGAUCAUCAUGGUCCUCGCCAUAGUCUUCUACAUCAGCCUCGUGUUUGGCGCCCCGUACGGUGAAUACUGCAUGGGAGGAAGGUUCAGCGGCCGGCUGUCCACGCAAUCUCGACUAAUUUGCUUACUGCUUCAAGUUCCCUUGUUGGUAUUGAUGGCCCUUGUGGUGCUGGCUCGAGCGGACGUGGCCUUCCCGACCUUCUAUUCGUCAUGGCUGAUUUGGGUUGUUGUCACGAUCAUGGGGUUCUCGCUGUUGAUGAACGUUAUCAUGGCCAGCAGCUGGGACCAGUACAUUUGGGCCCCUCAAGUUAUCGCGUGCUUCGUCUGCAGUCUUUGCGUUGCCUUGGAUGCGUAA
This is a messenger RNA of Aphanomyces astaci, 390 nucleotides long. RefSeq lists its product as hypothetical. The transcript has a single exon. Lineage: Eukaryota; Oomycota; Saprolegniomycetes; Saprolegniales; Verrucalvaceae. The record is from RefSeq and is a predicted model, not a curated record. The coding region runs from base 1 to 390 and encodes 129 amino acids.